AUGACCAUAUCAACGGGCAGAACAACACGGGUGAUAGGAUGGUAUCACUCCCAUCCUCAUAUUACCGUUCUUCCUUCCCAUGUCGAUGUACGGACACAGGCAAUGUAUCAGCUUUUAGAUUCUGGGUUUAUUGGCCUCAUAUUUUCCUGUUUUAGUGAAGAUGCAAACAAGGUUGGUCGAAUCCAAGUUAUCGCUUUCCAGUCCUCUGAUGGAAAGCCGAAUAGUACUCCUACAUCAAUGAGCCUGGUACUUGCAAAUAAAGAUUCUAUCAUUGAUUUAGAAACGUCAGUAAGUUCUUCAGACUCGGCAUACCAGAGAUCCUCUUCUGCUCGGGGUGACAAUCCUGAGCAUGCCACAAGUGAUACAGCUACAACUUCCGGAUCAAAGGGUGGAGGACGAGUAUCAGAUUUUGGGGCUUUCUUUGUCAACAAUACUGCGGCCAACAGCACCAGGAGAGGUGGAACAAGUGGAAAUUACAGCUCAGCUAUAGAAAUUGACUCAAUGGACAUGUCUGAAAGCAUGCAAGAGGCGAUGUUCCGUUCAAACUUGGAAACCAGCGGUGUGGGGUAUGUUAGAAAAGAAGUCCCACUUCAUGUUUUGCCGACUUCAUCCCUUCUUCAACUCAAUUCACCUUUAGCAUCUUUUAAGGAUCUGCAACGAGUACUCUACGAGGAGGAAAGCGCAGCGUACCACCAAUCUCUCCUGCAAAGCACAAGAGCCGGGAAAGUACAUCCUCUCACUUUCAUUCACAACACAUCGACAUAUCAGGCUUCCAUGUGCAAGCUGAUUGAAUACUGCUUGAGUCCCGCCAUUAACGCACUUCAAGAUAGGGUGAGAGAGAACAAGAUCCGGUUAGCAAUGUUGAUGGAAGAAGCUGAGGUUCUGGAAGCACAGAAACUUAAAGGAGCAGAGACGAGCGGAGGACCAUCGCGUCUGGUUCAGGGUUCUGGGAGUCGAAGCAGAAGAGGAUUCUAG
Arabis nemorensis is the source of this 975-nucleotide messenger RNA. Lineage: Eukaryota; Viridiplantae; Streptophyta; Magnoliopsida; Brassicales; Brassicaceae. The record is from the annotation of a GenBank genome assembly.